AAAAUUAUACAUUUUAUAUCUUAUAUGGGAAAGAUCACGGCUGUAUUUUGGAACUGUCAAGAUGCAGUGGGUUUCCUGAUAAUAUAACCCUGUACCUUUACCUACAUUUCAGUUCACGUUAACAUGAUUUUAUAUAAUACAUUUAAUAAAUAUGUGCAUGUCUUUUGUUAUAGGCCUGUGGUUGGAGCAGCUGUUUGAUAGUUCUGUGUCCGUAUCGCAGAUGGCAUUCACAGAUAACAAAGACCCAAGAGAAACGUUCCUCUACAAACUGAGCCAGAAAACAGGAUUGGAGCACUUCAAGAAUGUGAUUCUAGUGAGCUCGUUACAAGAUUACAUUGUUCCCUAUCACUCCACUCGUAUUGAAAUGUGCCAAGCUGCUCUGAAAGGAACUAAGAUAGGAACUGUUUAUAGUGAGAUGCUCCGAAACAUCCUUGAGCCUAUUCUAAACAACAAGAACUGCAACUUUGUGAGAUACGACGUCAGUUUCGAUCUGCCCAAAUCAGUCAAUUCUUUCAUUGGGCGUACGGGCCACUGCGCAUUCAUUUCAUCUUGGCAAUUUUUGGAAAACUUCUUUCACAACGCUGGCCUGAAAUAUUUUGAAUAGAGGAACGUGAUGCCCGACAUUUAAUACUAUUGAAGUGCGAGAGACAUCGAGUUGCAGAACCUUUUCUACCUUGUUGCACAAUGAACUAAUGAUUUUGCACCAAAGACAAAUCUACUGUGCAAUGUGAAUAUUAAAGACCUGACCUAUAAGGAAAAAGAAGAAGAAGAGAAACCUAUGAUUAUGUAUCUCUAGAUAUGAAACACAUCAGGAUACCCUGUUUUAACUUUAUUAAAUAAAAUAAAAUUGUAUCCAAAUUGG
This is a messenger RNA of Xenopus laevis (African clawed frog), 862 nucleotides long. RefSeq names its product protein FAM135A-like. NCBI's taxonomy places the organism in Eukaryota, Metazoa, Chordata, Amphibia, Anura, Pipidae. The transcript has 4 exons. The record is from RefSeq and is a predicted model, not a curated record. Bases 152 to 604 code for a protein of 150 amino acids.